This is a messenger RNA of Orussus abietinus, 6373 nucleotides long. It is a transcript of the gene Edem2, whose product is annotated as ER degradation-enhancing alpha-mannosidase-like protein 3. Gene Ontology annotation, molecular function: calcium ion binding; mannosyl-oligosaccharide 1,2-alpha-mannosidase activity. The transcript has 18 exons. Bases 802 to 4746 code for a protein of 1314 amino acids. Gene Ontology annotation, cellular component: membrane; endoplasmic reticulum. Gene Ontology annotation, biological process: mannose trimming involved in glycoprotein ERAD pathway; carbohydrate metabolic process; endoplasmic reticulum mannose trimming. The record is from RefSeq and is a predicted model, not a curated record. Lineage: Eukaryota; Metazoa; Arthropoda; Insecta; Hymenoptera; Orussidae.
CGGUGUCAUCGCUGGGUAGAGUUAACUACGUCGGGCUACGAUCAAGUUCAAUCGCCACGAAAGAAGCAGGUAGUCGCAGCUGACUUCCCCUUCCUCGACGGAGACUUCCGCGAGUCCGUGAAAUUAAGAUCGAUCCGGAGAUCAAGCUAGGCGAGUCUCGAUCUAGGCCAGUAAAAUCUUCCGAGACCCCCUAACCUCACAACGCGAGAUAAAAUACUGCUUGAUCCAAUUUUCCGGGAGUGUAUUUGCACAGCUUUACCGACUUCCGGCAGAAGUUUGCAAAAAAGGCUCCACUCAGAAGUAGUUUCAUCAGCCGUUGGAAUGAUAUGUAAUCGCCCACCUCCUUAUCUUCGAUAGCAGAGCACUGUACGAGUUUAGGAUUAAUUACAGUUAAUGCUGGAAAUACGUCGCAGAGUUACAAUAACACCUUCGAGGUCUCUUUGUCUCUAAUCUCUGCACACGUCCAUGCUCUUGUCUUGUCGGUGACCUUGAUAAUUUAAUUUCCAAAAAGACGUAUUGAUUAACUUUGGAAAUUGUAAGUGUCGGAACGAAUUUUGCAUCUUGUGCAUUUGGCAUAAUCCCUGGAGCAUUCUUGGAGCAACUUUGCAUUUCAAAAACACUUGUGAUUAUAAUUUAUCACUUUGCGUCAAUUUUUGUUACACUUGUUUACCCUGAACAUUGUUAAUCGAACCGUACCUUUAUCAUAACUUCCUUUCUGAUCUCCUUUUUUCUCCAAGAGAGAUGAAUGUCAUUUUGCCGUCAAGAUCUUGACAAAGACAGGUGCAUGUUUCUCAUGCAAAUAUGGCUCGUGAAUCUCUCUUUUGGAGCUUACUCUUACUCGGAUGCCGAUUCCAAGUGUUAAUAGCCAGUCCUAAUACCGAUACGAACCCACUUGAAUAUAUGAGCAAAGAUGAGCGGGAGGCACUCAAGGAAGAAGCCAGAGACAUGUUUUAUCAUGCCUACAAUGCAUACAUGGACAAUGCUUACCCUGCCGAUGAGUUAAUGCCUUUAAGUUGCAAAGGAAGGUACCGAGGUUCCGAGCCACACAGGGGAGACAUCGACUCCACCCUUGGAAAUUUCUCGCUAACCUUGGUAGAUACAUUAGACACGCUUGUGGUAUUAGGCGAUUUGGAAGAAUUUGAGAACGCAGUCAAACUGAUAGCAAGAGAUGUCACUUUCGAUUCGGACAUUGUUGUUUCUUUGUUUGAAACAAAUAUCAGGAUGCUAGGGGGCCUUUUGAGUGGACACAUUUUGGCAGAAUAUUUACAGCAAAGAGCCGACAUAAUGUCAUGGUACAGGGGAGAACUUUUGAACCUCGCUAAAGAUUUGGGAUAUAGAUUUCUUCCAGCAUUCAAUACAACCACUGGGAUACCAUUUGGAAGAAUAAACCUGAAAAACGGUAUGAAAGGAGUGCCUAUCGAAAUGACCAGAGAAACGUGCACCGCCUGUGCCGGAAGUAUGAUUCUAGAAAUGGCUGCCUUAUCUCGUCUUACCGGUGAAUUCGUGUUCGAGGAAAAGGCGCAAAAAGCUAUGGACGUUUUAUGGCGAUUAAGGCAUCGAGGAACCGAUCUAAUGGGUUCGGUGCUAAAUGUUCAUUCCGGUGACUGGGUGCGACGUGAUUCUGGAGUUGGUGCAGGAAUAGAUUCUUAUUAUGAGUAUUGUUUAAAAGCGUAUAUUCUUCUCGGUGACGAGAAGUACUUAGGACGUUUUAACAAACACUAUCAAGCUAUAAUGAAGUACGUGAGUCAAGGACCGAUGUUGUUGGAUGUACAUAUGCAUAGGCCACACACAAAUUCUAAACAUUUUAUGGACGCGUUAUUGGCUUUUUGGCCCGGCUUACAGGUGUUGAAAGGUGAUAUAAAGCCGGCAGUAGAGACUCAUGAAAUGCUCUACCAAGUAAUGCAAAGGCAUAACUUUAUUCCAGAAGCAUUCACUACUGAUUUUCAGGUUCAUUGGGGUCAUCAUCCAUUGCGACCCGAGUUUCUGGAAUCAACGUAUUUCCUGUACAGAGCUACUGGAGAUCAGUAUUAUCUGGGAGUAGGUCGCAAAGUACUGAAAAGCUUGCAGACAUAUGCUAGAGUGCCUUGUGGGUACGCUGCAGUCUCAGAUGUCAGGACUAACAAACACGACGAUACCAUGGACAGUUUUGUACUCUCCGAAACAUUCAAGUACUUGUUCCUGUUGUUUGCUGAACCCAACGAUUUGGUACUGGAUUUAGAUGAAUUUAUAUUUACCACGGAAGGACACCUUCUACCGUUGACUUUAGCUUCACUGAGAACAAAUGUCUCCUCGGACUUGGAGAAGGAUGUUGUUUAUGUGGACGAGUUUGAUAGAGCUUGUCCAAACAGUCUACAUUUGUUUCCAGCCUCUGUGAGGCAACCACUGAGGAACAUGGUAGAAGACGUGUGCCCACGACGAACAAUGAAACGUAGGCUGAGUGCAUCUGAAUUUCGGGCAAAUAAUUUGGAACAUUUAACGAUACUGAGUGACAUGGGAAUAACGAUUUUGACAUUGUCAGACGGGCGAAUUCAGCUUCUUCAUACUUUUUCCAAUGCGAAGACUCCACAGGAUGCGGAGGAAGGUUUACUCUUUAUGCAAGAGAUGGUUGAACUCAGUAAAUCGCAGAGUCAACAGUCGAAGACCAGGCCACGAACGGUGACAUUUAUAAAGCCUGGCUCGCAACCUCCUGAAGAAAUAAAGCUAUUGGCUGGACCAGCUCAUUUUGGACCUGACCUACGUGGCCCUGAUGCCAAGGUUACCGGGAACGUGGUUUUCGCGAUACCUUUAACCAGUUGCAGCGAUCUGUUAAAUCCAUCAGAAGUUGUUGGUAAAAUAGCAAUCGUAGAACGUGGUAGCUGUACAUUCGCUGAUAAGGCUCGUAUAAUUCAGAAAGCUGGCGCAAUAGCAGGCAUGGUGUUUGAUAAUGUCGCUACGUCAAGUGUCGCAAAAUCAGUGAUGCUCACAAUGUCCGGUGAUGGAAAGGAAAUUGAUGACGUGACAAUUCCUCUGAUCUUCCUCUUCAAUGCGGAAGCUCAAGUGUUACUGUUAGCUAUCGUUCAAAACGGUGGUGAUCUUACAGUGACGAUAGGCGAUUAUAUAUCACUGGACGGAGUACCAAUUAAACCAUUGGAUACCUCGUCGUUGUUAACGCGGAUUAAAGGUUCCUUCAAGGAUUUCAUCGCACAACACAUGGUUCCACAGAACCGAGACUCCUCGGACGUAUUGUCCAAACAAAAAGCGCCGGACGAGAAAUCGAUCGAGGAGCUCGCGACUUCUGACACGCAAGACGGGAAGGAGUUCACCAUAAGAUAUGCACAUUUGCAAGCGGUAUUUUCGCCGAGCGUGCCGGAUGGGUUUGCACACAUCUCUGUGACCUCCUUAAAAUCUGUCGAAACUGUGGAAGCAAGGCAACUUCCUUUAGCGUUCGAUAAGUACGUGCAAGACCCGAGAUAUAUGAUGGUUGACACCAUCUACUCAAGCAGUCUGAAACACUCGACAUUUAAAAUGAUGAUCAUAAGUUGUGAAACGAAGUUCUUGCUCAUGAAGAAUCAGCAGAAGAAUCGUACCGAGUCCUAUACCGACACUGAAGGUAAACCUGACUCUGAUAUUUUCUCGAUCAUUUCCUGGUGCCUGAAGGACUUAAGUCAAAUACUGCCACAUCCUUGGAUCGUCACACCAGAGAAGAUCUCAGCAUUUCGUAGACGGGAAGCAUUAAAGCAGCAUUUAUUAACGAAGCUAGACAGUGCAGAUUUCUUGAAAUUAUUGAUUGUGAAGCUGCUACAGGAAAUGCCUCACAGCAUGCCGAUGCAUCAACUUCUGAGCCACUUGAUAAUCGAUGACUUACGAUUCAUUAAUUACGCGUUUCUUCGAAGAAAACUACUGCAGGUUGCAGUUGCUGGGAAGGAUGAGGUGAUCAAGCAACGCAUUUCUGUGAUGGAUGAUAUCCGAACACUGAUACAAACUACCAACCCGGAGAUAUUGAUAGAUUAUGGACAAACCUGGUAUGCUCGAGACGUACUUGUAGGCGCAUUUACGGGCAAAAGCACUCUAGGGACAGUAUUUAAAACGGAGGAUUACUUUAACAAAAAAAUUAAUAACAAUAUUGCCAUCCCAGACGAAAUAGUGCUUGGCUUUAAUAAAUUUUGGUAUUUUAUAUUCGAACAGAUUACAAAAGCUGCCAAUAAAUUUCAGGCAGCUAAUAAAAAAACUUAUAGUGAAGGGGAAUGGGAAGGGAUAACAAUGGAUUAUAAUGAAAAUUAUCGAAAUAACAAAAAUAGAUGGUCCAAUAAUGAUUUUAUAAGCAUCGAUGAAGGAAAUAUUCAUAAGCUUCCUCCACUAGAAUAUCACUAUUAUGAGAUGACCAAGAAAUUUACGUUGCCUGAAACUGAGGAUAAAAUUAAUCGGCAAGAAGAGCAAAUCAACUCGGAUGAAUUAAACGCUUUUGUAGAAUCAGGCUAUUCGUCAUCAAUUUCUGACAAUGAAGAAAGAGUGUUAGAAGAUACCGAAAACAAGAUCAAGCAUAUCAAAAAUAGUGAAACUAAUCAAUUCGACCUUCAAGGGCUAGAUCCUAUUAAUGUUAUUGACCCUAUCCAAUCGGUGGAAGAUUCAAAAUCUUCAUUAACAAACCUAAAGGAAGAAAAGGUAGUUGAAGCGCUUUCCAAACUUGAACAGAAUGAAUCAUUUGUUAGUGAUGAGCAAAGCUUAAUGGAAAAAGAUACUAAACCACAGUCAAAAGAUGAACUAUAGAGAUGGUAGAUUAAUAUAUCGAUAUAAUAUUUUUCUGAAGAUGGAAAAUGCAUCUCUGACGUUGUCCGCUGUUGUCCUCUUAACGAUACUUCUUUUCUAAUAGCUUUAAUGAGAUGAAAAGGCUUCAGAGUAGUCAAUGCUUUAAGUUUUGCAUAAGACAACUGACUGCUCCAAACUGCAUUAUAUUAAGAGGCGAGGGCAUGACUGCUCAAUUAUUUUUCAGAGAUACUCUACUUUGGACAUUGAGUCGAUUUCGCGGGCUUGUUGCAAAAAUCAGUGAACAUUUUCUUGAUAGAAUCGUCCUAUGAUUAGAAAUAAAUCUGCUUAACAAGGGCAUAACUCAUUUUGUUGGAAGUCGACUUUUUUUUACCUUUGCAUUAACCUUGGCUACUCAAAAAUAAAACUGUAAAUAAUUCUGUAUUUCUUCAAAAAAUAGUUUAAUUACGGACCUUUAACAAAAGCAAUGACUGGUAUCCUAUGAUUAUGUGAAAAUUUCCAUUCAUUCGUGAUAACCCUUAUUCAGAUCGAAGCAACGGAUAGACUGUCUUGAGGUUGUGUCCUAUGGAUUAAGUCUGUAAGAUACAUGCACACAUGGGCAUCGAACGUACACAAGUUGUAUAUUAUUGAAUGCAUAAGUGUAUUUAACAUACAGUUUACCUGAAACGAACAUAUUUCUAUAACCAAAGUAGAAUAUCAUGCAAAACCAGAAGGAAAGAAAGUCAAGAGUACGAGUUAAUUUCGAUCGUUACAUUCACUUAGAAUGUGUAUGUAUGUAUAUUUUUACUUGUUCAAUGCAGUUUUAUUACAGUCUGCAUACACUUCACUGGUAAUCUAUGUUCGCAAUUGAUAAGCUCCCUGUAACACUUUACCAUUAAUGUGUUAUUUAUCAGUGUGUACAUAUGUACUUGUUUAAUUGUCAGCUGUACAUGAGGCAUCGACUAUUGUUUUCUUACAAUAAGUAACUUCUGCUGAAAUCGUUUCCAUUCUAACACCUCAAAGUUAUACCUCUUGUACGAUUAACCUAUGAUGAAAGGUAUAUUCUUUCCAAAGAUUCUCAUCUGUCAAAAGUCAAUUAGAGCUGCAUAAAAAAAAACUUGUCCUUUAGGGGAUAAUUAUCCAUGUAGAAUGAUUUGGAUAAUAUAUACCUUGAGUCAAUGCUAGUCCAAGUUGUAUCGCAGUGUGUGAAACUUAUUCCUGAAAGUUUUGUGGGAUACCUGCUGUAUAAAAUGUGAUAUAACAUACCGACGAGAGGCAGUGUUUGUAUAAAACAAAUGUAACGUGUAUCACAAGAUCUGGCGUUAGUUGUACCGAGUAGAAGUUGCAACAAGUGAAAUAUUUCAUGAGCGAUAACGUGUAACGGGGGAGGGAUCACCAUAAGUUUGUCAAGAGUACUUUGUGCAGAAUAUGAGAAGUUAGGGAGAUUCUUCAAAUAUUUUUCAGACGAUGGUCUUCCGUAUAACCUAUAAAGUUAAUAGCAUUAUCCCAUUCGCAGAGAUCGAGUUGAUUCAGCGUUAAGAUCUAUUCAACGAUGUAACGCUUUGUAAGACCUAUGAAUGUUACCGAACUUGAAGGCGGUAUGUACCGCAAUAUUGUACAGUAUAAUAAACAUAAAAUAAUUGUAAGCAAA